This is a messenger RNA of Penicillium samsonianum, 1800 nucleotides long. Its product is annotated as FAD-binding oxidoreductase. The record is from RefSeq and is a predicted model, not a curated record. Gene Ontology annotation, molecular function: FAD binding; oxidoreductase activity. NCBI's taxonomy places the organism in Eukaryota, Fungi, Ascomycota, Eurotiomycetes, Eurotiales, Aspergillaceae. The transcript is spliced from 2 exons. Bases 1 to 1800 code for a protein of 599 amino acids.
AUGCUCUCAUUUACUGUUCGCGCAAUCUUUGCCAAUCUAUUCCUUGCAGUUGCAGCUUCUGCCAGUUGCAAAUCCUCCCCCGAUGAUUCGAGCUGGCCUUCUGCAAACGAAUGGCGGGCACUCAACCAGUCCAUCCAGGGGACCCUCAUAAAAACUACCCCUGCAGCCUCAUCAUGCUACCCUGGGAAUCCAUUUGGUUCCACGGAUAAUUGCACUAAUGUGAAAAACCAUUGGACCUAUGCCUCGUAUCAUUCCACCUGGCCCGAGAGUAUCGACUACCCGAUCUAUGCCAACAACUCUUGUUUACCCCAGGGGGCGACGGGAUACACCAAGGAUAGAGGGUGCGAGAUUGGUGGGCUACCGCAGUAUAUCGUGAAUGCCUCAACGGAGAUGCAGAUUGCUACUGCACUGACAUGGGCUUCUCGCAAUAACAUUCGUGUGGUUGUUAAGGGGACUGGGCAUGAUCUCAAUGGCCGGUCAACGGGAGCAUUUGCACUAUCCAUUUGGACGCAUAAUUUCAAGCACACUGUCCACCACCGAAACUGGAAUGUUCCUGGCAGAAAUGAUACCGCAGACGUUCUGGUCUGUGGCAGUGGAAAUAACUGGGGCUCUGCCAACCUUGCUGCACACAACGUGCACAGAGCUAUCGUGGGUGGCGAAGACCCUACAGUUGGCUUGGGAGGUUUGAUUCAGAACGGUGGCCACGGGUGGCUGUCAAGCCAUUAUGGUCUUGCAUCGGACCAAGUAUACCAAGUCACUGUCAUCACCACUGAUGGUAAGCGCCUUGUUGCCAAUGCUGCGCAGAACCAAGAUCUUUUCUGGGCGGUUCGCGGCGGCGGAGCAGGGCAGUUUGGCGUGGUGACCGAGUUCGUUCUGAAAACUUACCCCGUGCCCGACAACAUGGUCACGGGGGGGUUCUCUUUCCAUGCAACUUCCCACUCUAACGCCAGCGAAAUUGCGUCCUGGAAUGCUAUGGCCGAGCUUGCUUCUCUCAUUCCCGAUAUCAUGGAUACCGGUCUCACUGGCAGCGUGUCCGCACUUACGGGUAAACAGGCUGUGGCACUGAUGGGGCUAGAUCAAUCUCCUCCGGGUGUCGCUGCUUCUGUGAGUUUGACCGGGUUUAACAUGACUACGCGUGAAAUGAACGCUACGAUCAACAAUCUGGUAGCCCGGAUCGCCAACAGCACGCAAGGGAUCUAUUUGGACUUCUCUUUGACAGUACCAACCACUAAGAGUUUCUACACUAAGAGUGGCUCUAGCACCAGGGCUGGGGCUGUCAGCUUGCUCACCAGUCGCCUCUUGGGCCGACAGGAACUCUCCGAUAUUGCCAAAGAGGACCUGAUUCAAUACCUUCAACAAAUCCUCGUUUCUCAAAGCUCCGCUGGAUCGAUGCUACUCUUCGGUCUCCAGGCCGGGCUUGGACCCGCUAAUGUCCCGGAAGAAAUGCGUGGAAGUGUCCUUCCAGCCUGGCGUCAAGCCUACGCACAUGUUAUGACUUACGGGGCAUCGAUGAAUGCCACUGGUGAUCCAAGCGAGUCUUUGAAAUCCGGAGCUGAAUAUUACGAAACAGCCAAAGAGCCUGUAUGGAGGAAAUGGGCUCCAAAUUCCGGUGCCUAUAUGAAUGAGGGAAACCCUUUUAGCAUUACAUGGAAGCAGGAUUUCUAUGGUGAGAACUACGAAAGGCUUCUUGAGAUCAAGCGCAAGUAUGACCCGAGUGAAAGUUUGUUUAUCUGGAGCGGUCUUGGUAGUGACAUGUGGAACUAUGACCUGAAAAGCGGAUUGUUGUGUCAGAUAUCCUAA